Molecule: messenger RNA, 2371 nt
Organism: Diabrotica balteata
Lineage: Eukaryota; Metazoa; Arthropoda; Insecta; Coleoptera; Chrysomelidae
Source: the annotation of a GenBank genome assembly
GAGAAUCAAAAUAAACAAAAACUUUAUGAUUUAGUUGAAAUGUGAUUUGUAUUUAAUGCAUUAUUUGCUUAUAUUUUAAAUUACAGCAAUCAAAGAAAAUUACUGUUUGAAUUCAAGGAUAAAAAUGGACAAAUACGAAGUAAUUGGAACACUUGGGGAAGGAUCCUUUGGCAGAGUUUAUAAAGCAAAAGAAUUGUCUUCUGGAUCUUUUGUUGCUUUAAAAGUAAUCAGUAAACGAGGAAGAUCUGCUAGAGAAUUAAAGGGCUUCAGAAGAGAAUGUGAAAUCCAAAGGGAUUUGCACCAUCCUAAUAUUAUUCAAAUGCUAGACUCCUUUGAAACAGAAAAUGAGAUUGUAGUCAUUACAGAGUUUGCUCAUAAAGAACUCACAGCCAUCUUAGGAAGAGUGGGUUAUCUACCUGAAGAUAAGGUGCAGAAAAUUGUAUGGGAUUUGGUUUCUGCUUUGUACUAUCUUCAUUCUAAUAGAGUUCUUCAUAGGGAUCUAAAACCUCAAAACAUUCUUCUUGAUAUGAACAACACAGCUAAACUAUGUGAUUUUGGAUUUGCAAGAAAUAUGAGCACUGGUACACAUGUUUUAACAUCUAUUAAAGGUACACCGUUAUAUAUGGCCCCUGAACUGAUAGACGAACAACCAUAUGAUUAUACAGCAGAUUUGUGGUCAUUGGGAUGCAUUAUUUAUGAACUUCUGAUGGGCACUCCACCAUUUUGCACCCCAUCAAUUCUACACCUGAUAAGGCUUAUUAGGCAUGAACAAAUUCAAUGGCCAACAUUUUUGUCAGACAGCUGUAUCUCUUUCCUAAAAGGAUUGCUACAAAAAAAUCCUUCAAAAAGACUGAAAUGGGACGAAAUUUUAGAUCAUCCUUUUGUAAAGAAUCACAUUAACAUCACUGAAAAUACAUCACCUGAAUCUCUAACAGUACCUCUUUCUCCAAGUGUUUUGCAUGCCAAAGAACAGCAACGCAGGGAAAGUAUGAAGAAUAAAGCUACCAGAAUCCCAUCAAAAACUAACGAACAAAGUUCGGCUAUUAAACCAGUUACAUCAAAAACCAGCAAAAAUUCUCAAGAAAAUUCAGCAGACGCUUUGAAAAAGUCUUCGAACCAGGACUCACAGAACAAUAAUCUGUUAGAAGACUCAACUAAAAGUCGUACAACAAGUAAUGUCAAUGCAAAAGGAAGUUCAUUGGAAAGCAGUUUUCAAAAUAUAAAUUUUAAUACCAGCAAGUCAAGAAAUGCUGAUGGAGAAAGCCAGAAAAGUCAAGAGAAAAGUCCAUUGAAAACAUUCAAUUUUAUUGAAGACAACCAACCGAUAGAAACCGAAGAAUGGAUAGUUUUUUUAACGCGAGCGAUACAGGAGGUGAUGAACGGCGAAAUGAUAUCGCUAACCCAGUCUACGCAGACUAACGUUCUAGUGUCGCCAUUACGAAAUCCGAAUGCCAGUCCAAAAGUGUUGAGCUUCGUGGCGAGACUGUUGUCUAUACCUUUCGUUGUAAAGGGAAUAUCUACAGAUUGUUUAUUGCAGAUUAGAAAGGUUUACCUUGAAGUAAAACUUGUUCCAAACUUGGUAUACGCCACUAAGCUCCUUUUACGUGAAUGCCGAACCGAUUCAUCCUCGGAUACCGCGUCUCCCAUAAAUUCUCCUUUGCCAUUAUCAGCUGAAUUAUACAAGAGAUGUGCAGAUUUGACAGAAGAAGAUUUUCAAACGCUGGAGUACAUAUUUAUACUUGUCGAUCAUCUCAUUCAUCUCGACGACGAUUUUUUGAUACAAUUUUGUGAUGCAGUUGUUGUUUUGUCGAUUUAUUUGUUGAUGAAGCUCUUUAUUUCGUUUACAUAUAAAACAAAAAUCCGUAUCGUAACAGAUAUCCUCGCCAUUUUAACUCGUUUGAUGAGUAGACUACCUGAAAACAGUGAUGUCAUAGAAAGAACGUUGUUGGCCCAAUCUGAAAAUCAAGACGUCAAUCGGAUCAAAUUUAUAGACUUGUUGCGACAUUCAGAUGCUCUCGUUAGAGAAAGAACCUGUUACUUUUUGUUGUGGUUUGGCAAGACACAGCAUAUCAAGACUAUUAAGAUGUUCUGGAAUUUUGAGGUUAAGGACACUCUGGAAGCUUUGAUGUACGACUCUAUGGAAGCGGUUAGAAAUGCCGCCGAUUAUGCUGUAUCCGAACUCAAAAGUAAGGACUUCUAUAAGGAUGUCAAGUGAAUCAGAAUUCAACGAGACGAGUUGUACAAAUAAUUUUACACAUUGUGAUGUGUAAAAAGGCUGUUACGGUCCAGAUCAACAGUGAUAUGUACAAAUUAUGCCGAUUAAACAGAGAGGACCGCUUUGAAGUUCUUCGAUGAAAUUAUUUUAGCGAAG